Rhodofomes roseus is the source of this 846-nucleotide messenger RNA. RefSeq names its product chaperonin 10-like protein. The record is from RefSeq and is a predicted model, not a curated record. The coding region runs from base 1 to 846 and encodes 281 amino acids. The transcript is spliced from 3 exons. NCBI's taxonomy places the organism in Eukaryota, Fungi, Basidiomycota, Agaricomycetes, Polyporales, Fomitopsidaceae. Gene Ontology annotation, molecular function: oxidoreductase activity, acting on NAD(P)H.
AUGCCGGAACAGAAAGCUCUAUAUCUAGCUGAGAAGCAGGGCGCCUUCGCCCUAGGGACUGCCCCGAUAUACAAGCCUGGUCCUGGAGAGAUCCUCAUUAGAGUUGAGUCUGUCGGGCUAAGUCCAGGCGACUGGGUGAUCCAAGAUCUAGGCGUUCUCGUUGAGACCUACCCUGCGAUCCUCGGGUUCGAUCUCGCGGGCACGGUCGAAGAGCUGGGGGAGGGUGCUACGCGCUUCAAGAAGGGCGAAAGAGUGUAUGUGAUUCCUCAUCUUACACGGAACUUCAUUCAACUGGUUGUCUUUGGGGGUGCUGGCUCCGUCGGCCAAGCAGCUAUACAGUUGCUCAAGCUUUCCGGCUUCGACCCGAUCAUCACGACUGCGUCUCUCAGAAACGCUGACUGGCUCAGGCAUCUGGGCGCAACUCACGUCCUCGACCGAAACCUUUCCCCCGAGGAGCUCCACGCAGAGAUCAGGAAUAUCACGCCGGAGUAUUUCACGACCAUAUUCGACGCCGCUGGGGCCCUGGAGACACAGAACCUCGGGUAUGACCUGCUUGCCUCCGGCGGCACGAUGGCCGCCGUCCACCCCGACGCCGUCAAGCCGGAGAAGAAGGUCGAAGACAAGAAGUCUUUCUUCAUGUUUGCGGACCCGAACAUCCCGCAGAAUCGCAAGCUGGGCAACAGUCUUUUCGCGAACUUGACGGAGUUGCUAGAGAACAGGGACUUCAAGCCGAACCACGUUGAAGUAGUACCCAAUGGUCUGGAGGGCAUCAUUCCUGCUCUCGAGAGGCUGAAGAGCGGAGUCAGCUGUGUGAAGCUUGUUGCGCAUCCGCAGGAGAGUGCCUGA